Molecule: messenger RNA, 2244 nt
Organism: Anneissia japonica
Lineage: Eukaryota; Metazoa; Echinodermata; Crinoidea; Comatulida; Comatulidae
Product: trans-2,3-enoyl-CoA reductase-like
Exons: 1
Coding region: 144-1019 (291 amino acids)
Biological process (GO): lipid metabolic process
Molecular function (GO): oxidoreductase activity, acting on the CH-CH group of donors
Source: RefSeq, a predicted model, not a curated record
GCUAGAUUGAGCGCAUGUACAGUAGUGUAAUGCGUUUGUAAUCAUAUAGAUAUGGCGCAUAGUGUUUGGAUGUUUCGAUGUGCCGUAAAUAAACUCUACUGGUAUACAUAAUUAUUUAGUUGUGAUGUGCAAUCCUUGCAACAAUGCGGUUAGACUCAACAGCAGCAAUGCUAAAAAGAGCCCGGAAUAAAUGUGUGCAUAUCGUCCCCGAAUGUGGCAGAAUGCUGAAGUCGAAGCUACAAUCAGCCAGCUCCAUGCUGAAAUCAUCGCUGCAAUAUGCGUAUGCCCGUGGUUACAACGCUAAACUGGUUUGUAAUGCAGCUUACGCUGGAGCUAUUGUUUUAUUUCUCAUAGGAUCACUGAGUCCACGACUGCCUAAGUUUUCAUUUCCUUUCGCUGGAAAUUUUUUUCCUGCAAAGACGAAAUUCGGGAAGAUAAAGCCCCCACGCACCGUCCUAGCACAUCUAUUUUGUAUACAUUUUAUGCGGAGGAUUUUAGAGGUGUUAUUUGUGCACAAAUUCAAGCGGGAAUUUCAUAUCAUGGAAACCGUAAUCGGACCUGUAUUUUGCUGGAUAUUCUCACUCUGGAUAGCUGUGUCUAUUCGCCCAGCUGCAGGGUAUGUUAAUACCAGUGUAAAUAUUUAUACACUUGGAAUUGUUCUAUUCAUCCUUGGAGAAUUCCUCAGUGCUUUUUGCUACUUAUAUUCAUAUUGCAAUUUGGGCCAAAGAUUCUGCGAGGUUUUUUCAAGAAUACUUCCAUUAAAAGAGUUACCUGGAGGGAUUCUAUACCCGUUUGAAUCAUGUUGUCAUUUAACUUUGGAGACGCUUUCGUGGUUUGGGUUUUUUGUUGCGACUGGAACACUUUCUUCGUUGUUGUUUUUCCUCUGCAAUGUUGCUGUUGUUUUGAUAUAUUUAAUCAAAUGCUACAGAGAGCAGUCAAAUGAAAUCAAGAAGAAGGUUGUUAAUGGUACUAUUAUUCCUAUUAAUAAUAAAGAGGGUAUUUCACAUCUUGAAUGUUAAUUUAAUUUCCCGUGCCUGCCUGCAUAUUUUCACUUACAAAAAUGAAAAUAAAAAAUGCCUGUAUUCGCGAAUUUGCUGCAUUUUAUUUUUAUUACGUUUUUAAGAAGCAUUGAACAAUCCAAUUGAAUUCUUUACAUCAUCCAAAAGUGCAUGCUUAAUAAGUAUAUUAAUUAGUUUGAAACGUUAGUAUACUUCACACAGCAGUUGAUUGAAAAGGCCUACAGUAGGAUUACAUUUGAUAUUGUCAACAUCUCUGUCAAAAUCGGCUUUAAAGAAGUUUAAAAUAAUUAACUUAAAAUAUUAUAUUAUUAUUAACACUAUCAGCAACGUGGACAUUUCAUGUGAGCCGUUUUAUGUCCAUAAGCUAGUAUAACUAAGUAGAACAUUUGUUUAUAUUUUCUGGCACCAUUAUUUUUUAGAUAGACCUAUUGCAAAUUUUUUAGAGAGGAUCUUAUUUUGGUUUUUAGUAAUGACUAAAUUCUUUAAAGUAAAUUUGUUUUAUUUUUAAAAACUAACAUAUAUCAAAAUCAAUGAAUGCAAAAUGCAGGCACUGGGCUACAAUUAAGUUUUUAUCUUAUUUCUAAACAGUGUGUUCAAUGUUUCAACUACAAGUUAAAUUUCAAUAUUUAAAAAAAGAAUACUUAAUAUUUCAUGUGGGUUCAUUUUUUAAAAUAGAUUAUUUAUAAGUUAUAAUAAUAAUUUAUAUUUGUGAGAACAUAUACCCUGCAAUACUGGCUGGUCAAUUUCCACACGCACACCCCCCCCCCCACACCCCCAAUCUUCCCAACUUCCAAGAAACAAUGUACAGUAGGAACCAAAGUUUAGAGUUUUGUAAGAGGAAGUUUAUUGAGUAAAUCACAAGAACUGUUUGAUUUUAUUCACAAUUAAAUAACAUCCUAUUUUAAUAUGUCACUACUGAUUGUCUUUCUAUCAUGUUUAUAAUAUUUUUUUUUAAUCUUCCUUUUUUGUAAUACCUUUAGUUAUUUUCUAGCUACAGUAUAUAUUUAAAAUAACAAUAAGAAAAAUGCAGUAUAAAGGGUUUAUUUUUAGUUCUGAAACUGAAUUUCUUUUAAUAACUGAUGGCAAAAAUGAUGUUUUCUAAAGAAAAUGUAUUCUUGCUUUUUUUUAAGCUAAAUGUUUUGUAUUUCCUAUUGUGUACUGUAUUAUAUGUACUGUAAUUAAAUUUUGAUUAAGUUGGUAAUUUAAAAUUUUAUACAUCAUUAUG